This is a messenger RNA of Benincasa hispida (wax gourd), 1646 nucleotides long. RefSeq names its product amino acid permease 4-like. The record is from RefSeq and is a predicted model, not a curated record. NCBI's taxonomy places the organism in Eukaryota, Viridiplantae, Streptophyta, Magnoliopsida, Cucurbitales, Cucurbitaceae.
UUUCUCCCUUUUCCCUCUCCCAUCUCCAAAUACUCUUUCCUUAGCUCCCCUUCUCUCGACUCGACUCCGUGUCCAUGGCCGUGCUUCCUGUCAACGACUCUGCUAGCUUCGACGACGAUGGUCGUCCCAAACGAACCGGUACGUUUUGGACGGCAAGUGCUCACAUAAUCACGGCGGUGAUCGGUUCGGGUGUGUUAUCGUUGGCAUGGGCAAUUGCUCAGCUCGGAUGGAUCGCUGGUCCCUCCGUGAUGUUGCUAUUCGCCUUCAUCGGUUACUACACCUCCUGUUUGCUUGCUGAUUGCUAUCGCUCCGGUGAUCCGGUUAACGGCAAGAGAAACCAAACCUACAUGCAUGCAGUUCGCUCCCUCCUUGGUGAAACUCAGAUGGUGGCAUGUGGAGUAAUGCAGUACAUAAACAUGAUCGGAAUAAUGAUCGGAUAUACGAUUGCAUCGUCAAUCAGCAUGAUGGCAAUUAAAAGGUCAAAUUGCUUUCACAGCAGUGGGGGCAAAAAUCCAUGUCAUAUUUCAAGCAAUCCAUUCAUGCUGUCUUUUGGAGUUGUGGAAAUAAUUUUAUCCCAAAUUCCAAAUUUUGAUCAGAUUUGGUGGCUCUCCACAGUGGCAGCUAUUAUGUCUUUUACCUAUUCCACUAUUGGCCUUAGCCUUGGAGUAGCACAAGUUGCAGAAAAUGGGAGUUUUAAAGGAACACUUAGUGGAAUAAGUGUGGGAACAAUUACUCAGACUGAAAAGAUAUGGAGAAGUUUCCAAGCACUUGGAGAUAUUGCUUUUGCUUAUUCUUUUGCAAUUGUUCUUAUUGAAGUUCAGGACACAAUCAGAUGCCCACCAUCAGAAGCAAAGACAAUGAAGAAAGCAAUAGGAUUCAGCAUUGCAUUGACCACCAUAUUCUACGUACUAUGUGGAUCCAUGGGCUAUGCCGCCUUUGGCAACACUGCCCCAGGCAAUCUCUUGACUGGCUUUGGCUUCUACAACCCCUUCUGGCUCCUCGACAUCGCCAAUGUCGCCAUCGUCAUCCACCUCAUUGGAGCCUACCAAGUCUUCAGCCAGCCUGUCUAUGCCUUCGUCGAAAAGAAGGUUGCCCAAGCAUGGCCAGACUCGAUGAUCAUCACCAAAGAAUACAAGCUCUCCUUCUUCUCCUCUCGCUCGUACAACAUCAACCUAUUUCGACUCGUGUGGAGAACCCUUUUCGUUUGCUUCACCACCAUCGUCUCCAUGUUGCUCCCUUUCUUCAAUGACAUCGUCGGGAUUAUUGGGGCACUCCAGUUUUGGCCAAUGACUGUUUAUUUUCCUGUUCAGAUGUAUAUCGUUCAGAAGAAGGUGCCUAAAUGGAGCGUUAAAUGGAUUUGUAUUCAAACUAUGAGCAUGGGCUGCCUUUUGGUCUCUCUUGCUGCUGCUGUGGGCUCUAUUAAUGGUGUUAUGCUUGAUCUUAAGGUUUAUAAGCCUUUCAAGACAAUGUAUUGAUAUCAUUUAACUUUAAACUUUCUCAUGUGUUAUUUUAGCAAAGGAAUUGGCAAAUCUUUCCUUCCACUCUAUAUAUAUGUAUACUAGUUGUUGUUUAUGUAUUUGCAAUUUACCACCAACUCUUAUUUGUUCAAUGUUGCAUAGAAAGAAGUUUUAUGAUUGGAUUCAAAA